Molecule: messenger RNA, 2167 nt
Organism: Laetiporus sulphureus 93-53
Lineage: Eukaryota; Fungi; Basidiomycota; Agaricomycetes; Polyporales; Laetiporaceae
Product: glycosyltransferase family 20 protein
Exons: 4
Coding region: 100-1794 (564 amino acids)
Biological process (GO): cellular response to heat; trehalose biosynthetic process
Cellular component (GO): cytosol; alpha,alpha-trehalose-phosphate synthase complex (UDP-forming)
Molecular function (GO): alpha,alpha-trehalose-phosphate synthase (UDP-forming) activity
Source: RefSeq, a predicted model, not a curated record
GGGGGAUUGCGUUCUGCUCCUCCGCAUUUCUACCCUCGUCGUCGUUCUCGUCGUCGACGCUCCCGCCCUCGCCACCGUAUCUGUCGUCGUCUGCCGACUAUGCCCUCCCUUUCGAGCUCGCCCAUCGAGUUGUCCUCUCCACAGCUCCCGGUGCUCAAAGGCCAACAGGGUCGCCUCAUCGUAGUCUCGAACCGUCUCCCCGUCACUAUCACCAAGGAUGCCUCGGGCGAGUACCACUUUAAGAUGUCAUCCGGUGGGCUCGUAUCCGCCCUUUCCGGAUGUAAAAAGACCAUGUCUUUCAUGUGGAUUGGCUGGCCGGGCUUCUUCAUCCCUCUCAAGGACCGCCCAAUAGUCGAUCGCCGCCUCAAGGAGGAGUAUUCAUGUCAAGCCGUGUACCUCGAUGAUGAUGUCGCCGAUAGACAUUACAACGGUUUCAGUAACUCCAUCCUCUGGCCGCUCUUCCAUUAUCAUCCCGGCGAGAUGAACUUUGAGGAAGAGAACUGGCUUGCGUACAGGCAAGCGAACAUGGCGUUCGCAGAAGCCAUCCUAAAGCAGCUCUCUCCCGGAUCGAUGGUCUGGGUACAAGACUACCAUCUUAUGCUACUGCCGAUGCUUCUCCGCACUCUGAUUGACGGACCGAAGAAUUGCAGCAAAACGACGCGUGCCGAGCUCGCGCGCAUUCUAGAGGGUAUGGAGGUAGACGAGAUCGAGCCACCCCGGCUGCCAGACAUCAGGAUCGGCUUCUUCUUGCACACACCAUUCCCGUCAAGUGAAAUCUACAGAAUUCUGCCUGUGCGGCGAGAGAUCUUGCUUGGAAUUCUCUACUCCGACCUGAUUGGUUUCCACACCUACGAUUACGCGCGGCACUUUCUAUCUUCAUGUACGCGAAUUUUGGGCCUUCCGACGAUGCCAAACGGAGUCGAGUUCGAAGGACGGCUCGCGCAUGUCGGAACGUUCCCAAUCGGGAUCGAUCCAACUUCGUUCACAGAUAACCUGAAGAGGGAGAGCGUACGAAAACGCAUUGCACAGCUGCAGCAGCGGUUCAAGGAUGUGAAGGUCAUCGUUGGCGUUGACCGACUGGACUACAUCAAGGGCGUGCCGCAGAAGCUGCACGCGCUGGAGUUGUUCUUGAGCCAGCAUCCGGAGUGGAUAGGCAAGGUGGUACUCGCCCAGCUGGCUGUGCCGUCGAGGCAGGAUGUGGAGGAAUACCAGAAUCUGCGAGCAACGGUGAAUGAGCUCGUCGGGCGGAUAAACGGUCGAUUCGGGACCGUUGACUUUGUGCCAAUCCAUUUCAUGCACAAGAGUCUUCCAUUCGAUGAGCUGUGUGCUCUCUAUGCUGUCAGCGACGUGUGCCUGGUUAGUUCCACGAGGGAUGGUAUGAACUUGGUGUCAUACGAAUACAUCGCGUGUCAGCAGGAGCGGCAAGGUGUCCUAAUACUGUCUGAGUUUGCGGGGGCAGCCCAGAGCUUGAACGGUAGCAUUGUCGUGAACCCCUGGGACUCGCAAGAAGUCGCGGAUGCGAUCUUCCAGGCAGUCACGAUGGAUGCGGAGACGAGGGCUGAGAACGAGAAGAAGCUGUUCAAGUACGUCACCAAAUAUUCCGCGGCAUACUGGGGAACGUCGUUUGUUGGCGAGAUGACAAAGCUGCGUACGCCGGAGUCGGACCUGGCAGAUAUAGAUGGGGGCGGCCAAGCGGAACUUAAGCCCCAGCGGGAGGACGCCACGGGCAGCGUUCUCGUCAACGGGAGUGUUCCUUCGACGCCACCCGUGAAUGCGCCUGCAAAGGCCGCAUAGCGUGUUGCGCAGUCAUGAGGAGACAGGAGUAUUUUUAUUCGAUUCCGUCAACUGGAAAAGCGGUGUUGCAAUGUUGUGGAUGUUGAUGCUGUACAAUUUCUCUAGCCCAGAUGUACGUGAAAGGAACAGUGUGAGAGAUACAGCGCAAGGCGUCGCCGCUCCGUGAUCUGAUCCCUCCCGUGCCCAUGUAUUUGUCCCAUCUUAUCCGCACAUCACAAUUGGCGUUAACGACCAUAUAUGUUUCGACGACCACAAUUCACGAGCCAUUAUUCGUUCAUCCAUCGCACACUGAUUCAUAUUGUUUUUCCUAUACUGUUUCCCUUUAUGUCGCGUUCGACUGGUAUUACACGAAAUUAGUAUCUCGAGUACUUAG